Tetranychus urticae (two-spotted spider mite) is the source of this 4402-nucleotide messenger RNA. NCBI's taxonomy places the organism in Eukaryota, Metazoa, Arthropoda, Arachnida, Trombidiformes, Tetranychidae. The record is from RefSeq and is a predicted model, not a curated record.
AAUAAAAUAAUUAGUGACAUUUAAUAUUAUGCUUUUGACUUUAACAUCGACACUUUUAUUUCUAGUAUCAGGAGAGUGCAAACAAAACUCGUUAUGUCGUCUAAAGACUUAUAGUGUUCCAUGUAACCCAUCAACAUCUUGUUCCCACGUUGAGGUACUCAUCAGUGUCAAUGAAAUUGAAAAUGGUGAGUCUGACUUUAAUGUUACAUUGGUGGCAUAUAAUAUGGAUCCAAGUAAAAGUCAUGGAAUCAUGUUAACAUUUGCUGGACAGAAAAAGACUUUAAAGUUCAGUUGUCUUAAAUUGGAUUUAGGUUCAACUCAAUCUAGUGUAUACAAUAAUAAAAACCGGCUCAUGACUGGAUCAUCCAUCUACAUGAAUGGAAACUUGAUUUGUACUUGGAUUGCUCAGCCUUUCACAUAUAAACAGUCACCUUACGCUAUUGAACUCUUGGAUCUGGUGUACAAUGCCAAUUAUAGUUUAGAGUUACAAUUGGAUGAAAAUGUUUCAAUAAUCGCUCAAGAUGCAAGUGAACUACCCUGGUAUCAACUAGGUUUCACCAAGUGCGGUGGUUACCAGAUUUAUGGCGAUAAUGAGUAUCAACUUAUAAUAAAGAAAAAGAUGAAUUUCGUACAAUUCUGGAUCAAUACAUUUGACAAAACACCGAAAUUUCUCAGAGUCUCAUUGUCGCAUGAAAGUUUAUUUCUGAACAUUUUGUGCAAUUAUACUUUUCCUAUUGCGGCUGGUUACAGUUUGAGUUUCGAUGGAACCAUAGGAUCUUUCACAGAUGAUCGGCCAAAUUUCAAUAAAAUUGUUGGCAAUUUAUGUUCGGUUGACCUACCAGAUACAUUUGAGUGUAAAAAGGGUUUAUGCUCAAUUUGGGAUUUGACUUUUGAUCUUGAUCUUAGUGACGAUGAGAAACUCAUUUACAGUUUGCAUAAUCUCAAAUUAAAUGAAUCUCUUUCUGGGUCCAGAUCUUCUUGUAAUGAUAUUGCCUUUUUAUCGUCAUUUAUUAUUGCUAGUGCAUUAAUGAUCUUCGGAUUAAUAUUUUAUAUCUAUUCUAACCUUGCAAAAAAUGGGUUUCCUAUGAUACAUAAUGUAACUUGUGGCUCAUAACACAUCGAGGCUUAAAUUGCCAGAUAAGAUGAAAAGAUUUGUUUCAAUUGCAAUCGAGUCGAUAAGCCAUGUUAUCUUGUCAAUUGAACCAGUUUCAGCUUUAUUUACACCUCUCAAGUUGUAAUUACAGUUUGAACAAUCGAAACUGAAAAAUUAUCAUAAUGUCACAAUUGGAUAAUCAUAUGAUAACUGAACAAUUGAUUGGAUGAGUUAUUGAAUCUGGAGUUACAAUGUUACCAAGAUGACCAUCAAGAUACUGGUUGUGUUGAAUCAGCAAGUCAACCAGAAAUGAUACCAAUUAUAGUUAUAAGUUUGUUUUUUGUGAACUUCAUCGAGUCAACGAAUGGUUACGAUCCUUGCUCAAGUAAAGUAUACAAGUUGUCUUAUGGUUCGACUGACAAUCUUUUGGUUGAAGCUCAAAUCAGUGUGAUUCAACAUGAAGAGAUUUUUAAAAGCCAUUUAAAUAUAACAUUGAUUGGACACAAUGUUUUGGAAAACGAAUUCAGGAAAAUUAGCCUGAAAUUUCAAAAGAAGGAUCCAUUUUUUACAUUCACUUGUAGCAAAUCAAAAACUGACAUAACCAAAGCAACCAUAUGGAACAAUGAUCUCUAUCAAACCAAAGGUUCAUCGGUUUAUUUACCUAAAAAAUUAAACUGUUGGUGGAUAGUUGAUACUAAAACCAGUAGGUUUCCAAAUGAUAAUUUUGAAUCACCAUCAAUACCAUUAUCACAAUUGGAAAUAACCACAAUUUCUGAUACAGAAUGUGGAUGGAAAUUACUUCAAAGCAUCACUUUUUCAAAAAAAUCUUAUGAAAUCGGAAAAAUAGAAGGUGAAUUGUCGAUAAUUGCAGAUGGUUCAAUCGUUUAUCGAGAAAAUCACAUCAAACUAGCAGAUUUUAAUACAAAAAAAUCAGUUAACCUGAUGAUUAUUAUAUUACCAAUAGGAAUAAUACUCAUUCUAAUAAUAAUGCUAGUACUUUUUGUGCUCUGCUUUCUGUGAAGAAAGCUUUUUCUGCAUCGUAUUUUCUUGAAUUUUCAAGCGUAAGAUAAUUUUCCUUUUCUUCAAUCUGGCAGAUUUUGUAUCAAAGUUCCGAUGAAUUAAAAGUAACAUAAUGUAAUUAAAAGUGCUAUUUUGUUUAUAAACCUUCGUAGUUACCCACGUAUAAUUACUCUCAUGUACCUUAACUAGUUUACCCAAAUAUUGUUCAUUAAACAAUGCUAUUGAAUGAUAUGAUAAAUCUUUGUAUUAAUAUUUGGGUUCCAUCAUUCACAUAAUUUCUGGUUCCUUAUUACAAGGAAAUUUUACCUCUUAAGGGUACAUCUGGUUGAUCUUUAAUGAUAAUCAAUUUACCAACCACCAUCGACAAUCUCUAUUUUUCUCCCUAAUUGUUUAGAUCAAGUACAAUUACUGCAAAUAUUGAUAUGAAGAUGUGUGAUUUACUUGUUGCCAGCUUCUAGUCGUUAUAAUUUUCUGUUCAAUCAACAGUGUAAUAAUUAGUCUAAUAAUUUAAUUAGUGAAAAUUUAAUAUGUUUUUGACUUUAGUGACACUUUUGUUUCUAGUAUCGGGACAGUGCUCGUUAUGUCAUCUAAAGACUUAUAAUGUUCCAUGUAAUCCAGAAAAAUAUUGUUCCCACAUUGAAGUGUUCAUCAGUGCCAAUGGAAUUGAAAAUAGCGAGUGUCUCUUAAACGUUACCUUAAUAGCUUAUAAUAUGCAUUCAAGUCUUCCGCGUUCAGUUGGAUUCUCAUUUAACAGACAAAACAAAAUCUUGGAUCACAUUUGUACCAAAUUUAAAUUUGGUGGUACUUCAGCUAAAAUAUAUACAGGUUCUGAAGCAUACAAGACGGGAUCAUCCAUCUACAUGAAUGGAAACUUGAUUUGUACUUGGAUUGCUCAGCCUUUCGCAGUAAACCAGUCACCUUACGACAUUGAAAGCCUGGACUUAGUGUACAAUACUAAUUAUAGCUUAGUGUUAAGAUUGGAUAGAGUUGAUUUAAUUGUAGCUAAAGAUUCAAGUGAACUACCCUGGCAUCAACUAGGAUAUUUUGAGUGUGGUGGGUACAAGAUUUAUGGCAAUAAUGAGUAUCGACUUCGAAUAAAGAAAGAAACGAAAGAAGUUCAACUUUGGCAGAGACCAUCGAACGAACCUUCAAAUAUUGUUGAAGUGUUUUUAACCCACCGGAGCAAAACUAGUUUGGUAAUUUUGUGUAAUUACUUUGAGCGAGUUUCUUACGCUUUCAUUGAGAAUUCAGACAAAACCAGAUUUCUCAUUAGGUAUUACAAAUUUGAUGAUACAUGUUCAAUGGUCCUACCAGAUACAUUCAAGUGUGAAGAUGGUUUAUGUUCCGUUUUAAAUUCAAAUUUUGAUCUUCAAAUCAAAAGCGACAAUAAAUUAAUCUAUUCAUUUCAUAAUCUAAACUUCAAUGGAUCAAAUUCUGGUUCAACAUCUUUAGUCGCUGGUUCAACCAUUAUGUUAUCACUUAUAUCUCUUAUGACUUUGCUUCAGAAAAAUGAAUUUUAACAAGCUUUUGAGUGCAAACAAAUGAUUUGUUUAUUGGAUCGCACUCAAGCUAUGAUUAAACCAUCGUAUCAUCUUAAUUGAACCAGCUUUAGAUUAACUCCUCUAAACUGAAAGAUUAUCAAAAUACCAUUGUUACGAUUAAAUAUUCAUAUGAUGUUAAACAAUUGUUUGCUGUUGGAUACAGAAUUGCAAUCUUUUGAAACUUCUAACAGGAUAUUGAUAGUUUAUCUGUGAAGGUUGGAAAGAUGAUUAGACUAAUUACAUUGUUUUUGAUUAAAAUAUUGUUUUAGAUCAGUUUAAGUUACCCAGAAAUGAUGCCAAUUAUAGUUAUAAGUCUAUUUCUUGUGAACUUCAUCGAGUCAACGAAUGGUUACGAUCCUUGCUCAAGUAAAGUAUACAAGUUGUCGUAUGGCUCGACUGACAAUCUUUUGGUUGAAGCUCAAAUCAGUGUGAUUGAACAUGAUAACAUUUGGGAUCAUCACCUGAAUGUGACAUUGAUUGGACACAAUGUUCCGGAAAGAGCAAUCAGGAGGAUUGGACUAGCAUUUACAAAGGGAGACCAAUACUUUACAUACUUUUGCACCAAAUUGCAAACUGGUUUAACUGAAGCCUCCACAUUGCAAAAUGGUUUAACAGAAAUUAAAGGUUCCUCGAUUUAUUUACCUAAUAAAUUAGUCUGUUGGUGGAUAACUGAUUCUGCAAAAAGUUGGCCUUCUAUUAACGGCAGAGAAAUGGAUUUAAUCAAUGAUUGUGAUUACCGAAUCAUCUU